Molecule: messenger RNA, 4918 nt
Organism: Onychostruthus taczanowskii (white-rumped snowfinch)
Lineage: Eukaryota; Metazoa; Chordata; Aves; Passeriformes; Passeridae
Gene: CD40
Product: CD40 molecule
Exons: 9
Coding region: 57-899 (280 amino acids)
Biological process (GO): cellular response to interleukin-1; positive regulation of transcription by RNA polymerase II; positive regulation of B cell proliferation
Cellular component (GO): CD40 receptor complex; external side of plasma membrane
Molecular function (GO): antigen binding; signaling receptor activity; protein binding
Source: RefSeq, a predicted model, not a curated record
GGGAACGGACCGAGGCGCUCUUAGGAGGGCGGCGGCGGCGGUCGGGGCGCAGCGCCAUGAACCGGCUGGGGCUUUUGGGACUGCUCUGCGCGGCGAUGCUGGGCUGCUGGGAACCUGCUGAUGCCAUAACAUGCUUUGAUAAGCAGUAUAUCUACAAGGGCAGAUGCUGCAAUCGGUGUCGUCCAGGCGAAAAGCUGGUCUCUGAGUGCAAUGAAACAGAAGACUCUGUCUGUGCCCCCUGUGAGAGCGGGCACUAUCAGCCAAGCUGGACCAAGGAGAAGCACUGUGCUCCUCAUGAUAUCUGUGAAGGCAAUGCCGGCCUCAUUGAGAAGAUAAAAGGAAAUGCAACACACAACACGGUGUGCCAGUGCCGGGCCGGCACACACUGCUCUGACAUCAGCUGCCAGACCUGCGUGGAGAACCAGCCUUGCCAGCUUGGCUCUGGCUUUGUGGCAGCCAAGGCCGUAGACCGGAUGUCAUCCCCCUGUGAACCCUGUGCAGAAGGCACCUUCUCCAACGUCUCGUCUAAAACCGAGCCGUGCCACCCCUGGACAAGUUGUGAGGAAAAGGGGCUGGUGGUGAAGGUGAAAGGGACGAACUCCUCGGAUGUGAUCUGCGAGUCGAGCAGGCGCUCCUCGCUGUCAGUGCUGAUCCCCAUCACAGCUGCAGUUGUCACAUGCCUCGUGGGUGUCUGCAUCUACUGCCUGGUGCACACAGAUUCCAGGCGACGAGUGCCAAAGGAGAUAGAGGCUGGGGAGCCCGGAGAGAACCCAGAUACCCAGCAGCCCAUGGAGCAGGAUGAGAAUGUCUUGCCUGUGCAGGAGACCCUACUCAGGGGCCAGCCUGUGGCCCAGGAGGAUGGCAAGGAGAGCCGCAUCUCGGAGCAGGAGAUGCUGUGAAGGCGCAGGGCACUGCCCCCGACAGGAGCACAGACUGGACAGCACCAUCUCCUCUGUCCCCUCUCCAGCUGGGGAGGAAAUCUGGCAUCUGGCCUGACUGCAAAUGAUGUGAUGCUGCAAUGGACCAUGGCACGACCACCCCACGGGAAUACCACUACAACUCCUGGUCUGGUCACCUGCACAGGGCUGCCCUGGUGGAGCAAGGCUUGGCUGCCUGCAUGGGGACAUGGAACAGAACCCCAUCCUGCUUCCUGCCCAGGUGAUGCGAUGACCUGGGUGGCUGCUCACCUGCUGAGCCCUUGCCACAGCAGGGUGUCACUGCUGACAGGAAGACCCCAGCACAGAUCCCUGUCUCCCUGAGUGCUGGAGAAGCCAGGGCUGGGAAAGGGGGCUGCUGGUGUGAGAUCCCCGCGGCAGAGUUCAGUCCCGUGUCUGGGGUGCUGUGGAAGCGCUGCCCGUGCUGGAGCAGGGGCUGCUGGCGUCCGGACAGGGCACCCCGGCCCCUGCCGGGCUCCGUGGGAGGAACGAAGGCAGGAGCGGCGGUCGCACGGCUCUGCCCGGGGCCGGAGCGCGGACAGCGGCGUGCGGCGGCCGGGAGAUGGUGCUGCGGGACCGGCGCGGGCUGCGCGGGGCGGGACCGGCACCGCCCGCCCCCGCCCCGUCCCGCCUCCGCUCCAGAUGGCCUCGGAGGGCUCUGGCCUCGGGGGGCUCUGGCCAUGGGCUUGCCCAGCGCGGGGCCCCCUCCCGCGGCUCCUCUGCCCGUCCGUACGGGAGCGGCCGCGCUCCAUCACCCUCCAACCACCGCUGGCGAAACCGUGUGAUUAAACGCGAUUAUCUGCCCCUGUGAGUGAGCAGCCCCGAGCCCCUGCCGCCCACCGGCACCCCCGGGACCGGCGCUCCCAGCUCUGAUGUGCCGGGAAGGAUGCUUUGGGAAUGGGCGGGUGCUCCCAAGGCAGAGGCUCCCGGGAGAGGAGGGAGGGAAGAGCUGCCACCAGCUGUGCUGACCCCCACCGUGCCCCCAGGCCCUCCCCAGCACACCUGGCCCCACUCCCCUGCAUGCGCUUCCCCUGUGGCUGCCCUCCCUGGCCCCCGCAGCAGGAGCUGUCCCAGCACAGCCAUGCCCAGCGGAGGCAGGGAUGCGGGCAGGGCUGCCUGCAGCAGGCAGCUCCGUGCCCCGAGCCUCGCUGCUGUGGCAGUAAAAUGCACAGGUGGGGUCCAUCACACUGCAGGGCAGCACUGGGUGCUGCGGUGUAGCAGCGGAGUCACCCCGGGCUCCAAAGCACUGGUGUGGGGCUGCAGCAGCACUGAGCCCGCUGCAGGCUUUAGGUACUGGGAGCAGCCUCAGCCUGUGACCCACCACUAUCUGAACACAAGCAGCACGGCAUGAGAAAGGCCAUAAAUCCUAGAGCAGGAGCAGCUGGAGCAUGGAGCAACUUUGCCAGUACAGGCAGUGGCACAUUAUUUAAGGCUCCUCUUAAAACCUAAUGUUAGGUUUAAUAAGGGAGAUAAAAAUAUGGCAGCAGUUUUCCCUCCUCUCAGGGCUUGGCAAUCCCAACAGUGCUGGUGGGAUGGUCUCAGGCUGUGCAGCAUUCCCUUGGCACCAGCCCAGAGAACACCCAGUUCUGGGGACAGAUGUGAUCCCGCUCCUGCUGGAGGAGAAGGUGUUACGUGGGCCACAGAUGGAAAGUCUUUGGCCCCAAACAUGAAGCCUGUGGCCCCAGAUGGAUUCCAAAGGACUGUCCCCAGGUGGCAGGCUGAACUCUGGGGCCACCUCCCCACUUCCCCCGGGGCUGACCCUUCCCUGCUGGCGUGCAGCGUGCUCAGUGCCCGCUCCCUCGUGUCACGCAUGUACCGUCUCAUUAGCACGUCUGUCCCCCAAAGUGAGAAGGGAGAGCGCGUGAGGCCUAAUUGAAUGUAACUAAUUAUUCACUCUGCAAAUGCUCUGUUUAAAUGGGAUUGUGAGGGACAGAAUUACUCAUUCUGAAAAGGGGAGAGAAAAAGAGAAAGACAGAGAUAAAACAAAUAGAGGCGGAUGCUGGAGCUGCAGCUCGCUCUCUCUCCCCAGAAUACCAAUUACUGGAUGAAGUGAUUGUAUAAAUCUUUACCGAGUGAACGGACUGUACUAGUCACUUACUCCUGUCCUCUUAUUAUGAGGAAGCAAUGAAAAAUCAUCCCACUCUCCAGUCCAGUUAAGGGUUCCCAGUCGCUGUCUUGGGCAAUAUCUCACCGGCUGGAGAGCUUGUCCUGGGGCUUUCUCAGGGUGGGGGGUCCCACUGAGACAGGGCUGAGCACUUAGCAGGAGCCCACACCCCUCCUGCACCCCCAGCCCUGGGGAGGAGCAGUGGCUGUGCACGCUCUGGUGAGGUGCAGGACUUCUGCCCCAGCAGGAGCCAAACCAUGCCAUGCAGCACCCUGGGACAUGGGGAGACAUGGGCUGGCCAAGGGCCCCAGUGUCACACAUGUCACCCAGUGGCACUCCUGGUCUUGACCCCUCAACUUGUUCUUGCCUUCUGUGGGUCCAGCCCUGCCAGCCCCCCCUGGUCUCCUCCACUAGCUCCUGCAGUGCUCACUGAAAAGGGAGAACAUGGUGCUUCCCAACCUCUUCCCACACUGCAGUCAAUGUUUCUCACUCAGGGUGUCUCUGCUCCACUGGUUGCAGAAAUGCACUUAUUCACAGUGACCUCCAUCACUCUUGCCUGCCACGUCUUUUAAACCCAGAUCCCUCCAAACACCCACAUUUCUGUUCUCAGUAGUGGUGUGGGAUGGGAGAGGAGGUCCUGGCCAUGCAGAGCUGCGAAAGCUGAGAAUCCCCCUGCACCCUGCCAUCAGUGGGGAGCACCCACAUUCUGGGGUCCUGCUGCAUGAGCUGGUGAGGACCCAGCCACUCCCAUACUCCCUGCAGGCAGCCCCAGGUCCCCCUCACCACAAGGCACCCACGAGGGGCUGGUUUAGGGGGACAAAGAUCACCACAUACUGCAGCCAGAAACAGAGGGACCCCUUCAGAGGGGCCUGCAGGUGCUAUUCCAGAGAAUUCCACAGGAAUUGUGUGGUGGGUUCAGCUGGUGGGGAAGACAGGCUGGGCACAAGUCAGUGCCGAGAGGGUAAAACCUCCAGUCUGUCCUGCCUUGUUCUGGCUUGGGAUUUGAUUGUUGCCAGCAGCGAGUUUCCAUGCACUGGAGAUGUGCGUGUGUGGGUGUGAGGGAGAGAUAACAUCAUCAUCAUCAUAACAAAUGCAGUUGUGCAGCUCCAUUCUCUGCUUAUUGGCUUUCUUCUCUUUAUCUAUAAAUAAUUGCGGGGACACAAUAGACUUUUAAGUCUGCCAAAGACUUUGUCUCCCUCCAGCAACCGUAUUGCUACAGUGCUGCCACCUUAUCUGCUUGUAGAAGGAUGAGGGUGGGAAAAAUAUUUACUGUCAGGGAUAUUUGUCAUCUGCAAAUUACUCCGCCUACAGUUCGCAGCGGGGAUGGGACUGACAGCACCGAUCUGUACUGUGGGAGUGUGAGCACAGGGGGUCUCCACACUGCCCCAGGCCCACCUGAGCCUCGUCCCAUUAGCUGGUGGGGUGGGCAGCAGCAAGCUGGCAAACCCACCAUGUGUGCAAAGCCAUUCCACAGGGAUGGGGGAUACAGGUGAUGGUACUGAACCAGGCACCUGGCAAGUGCCUUGACACAAGGUCCUUGACACAGAGGAUCACCUUGGUGGGACUGGGACACCAGGCUCAGAGGUUUGCCAAGUUGCCAGCUCCUCCCCAAGCCUGCACCCCCAGGCUGUGCAGCAGCCUCAGGCACUGAUCACUGUGAGAGCCCCAGGCCUUGCUGUUCUGCAAAGGCCAAGAGUGCUGGAUGCUCCACCACUCUCUCAGCACCCAAUGUCCCUGCCAGCCCUGCUCUGCCUGCUGCUGCCAGCCCCACCAGGCUCGCUCUCUGCUGGAACUCCUCACAUCCUGCAGCCCAGAGGCCUUUGCACAGCACUUAUCACUGCAGUAUCCAAGAACCGAUCUAAUUGAUGUGACACCAAUU